Molecule: messenger RNA, 732 nt
Organism: Gaeumannomyces tritici R3-111a-1
Lineage: Eukaryota; Fungi; Ascomycota; Sordariomycetes; Magnaporthales; Magnaporthaceae
Exons: 3
Coding region: 1-732 (243 amino acids)
Source: RefSeq, a predicted model, not a curated record
AUGUGGACAUCCAAUACCGCCCAAGGAGGACCGGGUGAGAGCAUUCACCAUCAUUCCGCCGUUGCUUUAGCACCGACGGGCACGUCCGGCCUGCGGGCGUCAUCCACUCACAUCUUGCCGUGGCUCAAGCGGGCCGUCAUCCGAUCGUUCCUUGGCUUCAUCACGCCUUGCGUGACCCCUCUGGCGUUCACUGUAAAGCAGCAUUCGGCGGAGGAGACCACGUUGGAACUGCACCCGAGAUUGCAUGUGCCACAAAAGCGCCCUCCACAAGGUAGACCACGCCAUGAACAGCCGGAGGACGAGGUGCUCUCGGGAUCGUGCAUCGAACUUCAGGGAAAGUGCAACGCUGUCCUCCGGAUUGCGUCGACCCUGAAAAAAGAUCACGAACAACCUGCUCCUCGUGCAAAAGAGCAGCUUGCCCAAACUCUCUGCUCGCCGCCGCCGCCUCCCCCAAGCCCCGUACGUUCCCAUAUUCAAGGUACCGACCACCACACCCUCCUUCAGCUCCCACCGCCGGCGGCUCUGGCCGUGCGUGUCAGCGGCCUUGCGCUCUGGUUGCCCAAGCCUCUGUUGCGGUGCCCAGGUGCCACCAGUCUGGGGCAGCCGGAAAUCCCGUCCUCUCGCUUACACACACCGACCUCCCCCUCUCCCUUGCAUCAUCCCCUUGGACCUGGCCUCCGCCCGCGGCCGCCGUCGGCCUCGCUGUGCUCCGCCUGCCAAGUCGGCCGGUGA